Hemibagrus wyckioides is the source of this 4280-nucleotide messenger RNA. RefSeq names its product cholinergic receptor, muscarinic 3a (gene chrm3a). NCBI's taxonomy places the organism in Eukaryota, Metazoa, Chordata, Actinopteri, Siluriformes, Bagridae. The record is from RefSeq and is a predicted model, not a curated record. The transcript has 4 exons. The coding region runs from base 594 to 2396 and encodes 600 amino acids. Gene Ontology annotation, cellular component: synapse; plasma membrane; dendrite. Gene Ontology annotation, molecular function: G protein-coupled serotonin receptor activity; G protein-coupled acetylcholine receptor activity. Gene Ontology annotation, biological process: adenylate cyclase-inhibiting G protein-coupled acetylcholine receptor signaling pathway; regulation of vascular associated smooth muscle contraction; saliva secretion.
AUGGACUUUGUAGAAUUCCGGCUACUUUUCUUGAUGGUCAUCGAUUUCUUUAAGCUAUUUUUAACGGGUUAGAGUUCGCUUGUGGAUGGAGACGUUUAAUGAAAUUUGACAAGCCCAAAGAGAGAUUUUUGGUCUCGUGCGCGCUGCUGAAUUCCAUUGGUACGUUAAUUAGUGCUCUGGGCAGCGCGUGUGCGUGUGCGAGCGCGCCGUGCACGUCUCUCCAGAUGGGAGCGCGCGUUUUAACGGGUUUUUAAUAUUUUCUUUUUCGAUGGAGCGUCUCCAGGACUGACUGAACGACUUAUGUACUCCCGUGCGAGUGUGUGUGUGUGUGUGUGUGUGUGUGUGGGGUAAUCAUCGUGACUGUGGCUCGGCUCUUUCUCUCUCUGGAACUCUCCUCGCCUAGCCUAUAAAGGCUCCAGGUCAACAUACUCACGACUUCAUUGCUGUAUAAGUCGCCACUCAGAAGGUCAUGAUGUCUCAGCGCUCUAUGGACCUGAUCUCCCUCUGCAGGAUAUCCCAAAUCCCAUGAGCCUUUGAGCUGGCAGAAAGGCACCAGGAGAAAAGAGAGGUAGAAAAGAAUAUGCCUGGACUGCAUGAUGGACUCCAACAGCUCAGAGCCUGGUCAAUACCUGCCCAGAGGCAGUCUGGGACCACCAAUUUACUCACAAUCCUCUCCAUGGCCACUACUUCAGAGCAUGGCUGACACCAACACCUCUUUCCUCCAAGGCAUUCUAAACUUUAGUGCUGUUUCUGCAGUCAACAGAAGUGACGGAGGAUCAGAGAGCAAGUACGACCCUUUGGGCGGGCAUUCGUUAUGGCAGGUCAUUCUCAUUGUCCUGUUCACGGGAUUGCUUUCCCUCAUCACCAUCAUAGGCAACAUCCUGGUCAUCGUUUCGUUCAAAGUCAACCGGCAGCUCAAGACUGUCAACAAUUAUUUCCUGCUCAGUCUGGCCUUCGCCGACCUCAUCAUAGGGAUCAUAUCUAUGAACCUGUACACAGCAUACAUUGUGAUGGGGCAGUGGGCCAUGGGAAACUGGGCAUGUGAUUUCUGGUUAGCAAUAGACUAUGUGGCCAGCAAUGCAUCUGUCAUGAACCUGCUGGUGAUCAGUUUUGACCGGUAUUUCUCCAUCACACGCCCACUGACCUAUCGUGCCAAACGUACUACCAAGCGUGCAGGACUGAUGAUUGGACUGGCUUGGCUUGUAUCAUUGAUCCUCUGGGCCCCAGCCAUCUUGUUUUGGCAAUAUUUCGUGGGUGAGAGGACAGUUCCGCCGGACAAGUGCUACAUCCAGUUUCUGUCCGAGCCAAUUAUAACGUUUUGUACAGCUAUGGCAGCCUUUUAUCUUCCUGUUACCAUUAUGAGUGUUCUCUAUUGGAGGAUUUAUAAAGAGACUGAAAACCGCUCCCGAGAACUUGCAGGACUUCAAGGCUCGGGAGGUAGGCUGAUGGGAGCAGACCGGCCUCAUUUCCGCAUCGCUGCCACAAGGGCAAGCUCUAGAAGCUGCCGAAGCCUUGAGCUGAGUCAGUCCACACAGAGACAAAAGUCCUUGCUAGGUCUUCCUGGCCACUGUUGGAGGUGGAGGUCUGGUGCUGCAGCUGGGAUCCAUAAAGGAGCUGAAGUGGACCAGAGCAGCUGUGAUAGCUGGAACAACAAUGACACCGCUGAUCAUUCUGGCUCAUCCGACGAGGAGGAGAGUGCACCACCUACCGCACGUGCUAUCUUCUCCAUUGUCCUCAGUCUACCGGGCAUGAGGGCAGCUGUGAACUCUCAGAUCAAGCCCUCUGAGGAGCUGGGCACCUCUGAGGAAGACCCACUACAAGGAACAGCAGGAAGCAACAGCAAGAAUAACAGUCUUUCAUGUUCUGUCAGCAACGGCAAAAAGCGCUUAGCCACUAAUGUUGCCAAAGUGCAGUCCGUGUCUGGCAUUCAGGCUACACCCAUAAGCAUCGACACAACUGAUGCUACCACCAACAAAUCUGCUUCCACUCCUAUAUCCUUUAAAGAGGCAGCACUGGCAAAGCGUUUUGUCUCUCGUGCAAGGACACAGAUUACUAAGCGCAAGCGCAUGUCGCUGGUGAAAGAAAAGAAAGCUGCCCAGACUCUCAGUGCCAUUCUUUUUGCUUUCAUCAUAACCUGGACACCGUACAACAUUAUGGUGCUCAUUAACACAUUCUGCAAUGGCUGCAUCCCGGAAUCCCUGUGGGCUCUAGGUUACUGGCUAUGCUACGUUAACAGCACGGUUAACCCGAUGUGCUACGCUCUGUGCAACAAGACUUUCCGUAGCACGUUUAAAAUGAUCCUGCUAUGUCGAUGGAAUGAGCAGAAAAGCAAGCAAAGCUUUCAGCAAAGGGAAUCUGUCCGUCUUCACAGGAGUAUACCCGGAGACUCUACGUAGCAUUGCUAUCCUGGGAACUCUGCUAACAUUGAUGAAAUACUGCAUUUGAUCUGUGGAUAUAGUUUGUAAAUGGAGUCAUACUGUGGAUUUAAUUUGUAAAUGAAGAUAUUGAGGAUGUCUACUCCGAUUUUGAGCAGAGACUCAGAGGGGAUUGGCAUUGGAGAACGGUACAUCCGUUAAUGUCUAAAAUGAUCUUUUUUGAGUUCUUGCUAGGUUCUAGAUGGUUCUAGACCUCAGUUCCACACUGUGACUUUUUGGAGUAAUUUGCAGAGGAAGAUUUUGCAUUGAACCAUUGCACCCGUCUUUCUCGAAAGAGCUAUCAAAGCUGGCAUCAGACACUAGCGCUGACCUCGAGCUGGACGUUAAAGGAAGUAUUUCAUACCUUGUGUUUUUUUUUAGAUCCAUUUCAAUGACCUGCAUGUAUAUUUCAGGGAUGGAAAUUGACUGUUUAAGUAUUCAUUCAAAAGACACUUUGCAAAAAAUUGUACAAAAUCGUAUGUGUAACUCCAGUUGAAGUGAUUUAUCUGUAUGUAGAGUUUGGCUGUUUUUGUGAACCUGUUGUGAAAGAAGGUCUUGCAAGACUUGCUGUAAGAUCUCGGUGUAUUAAUAUUAUUGUGUAAAUUGUAAAUCACAGUUGAAUCGAUACGUUUUCCUCUGAACCUGACUUUGGUGGGACGGUACGGGCGUAACUAUUGUUUACACGACAUGUAUUUCGCUAGCUGUUUAUUUGGCAUAUUCGGUGAUUUGUACUUCAUUGAGAUUCCUUGUGCUUAAACAACAACCACAAGGUGCCUCUUGCACCUGGAAAACUUCUUUUUAACGAUCCAGAUAUCUUUAUUAGUUUUCGGUGAUUGCAUAAUUUAAAUGCGUUUAUUAUACAGAUUUUGAUAACGUGGGUCCAGCUGUUGAUUUUGUUUUUUGUGAAACUAUUUGCUUACAAUUUCUUGCUAGUCAUGCCAGUUUAGCUAAAAAAAAAACUAAAAAAAUCCUGUGCAUUAAACAUGAAUAGUUCCUAAGUCCGGUGUAGCUCAUAUUACGUUACUGCGUUGCUAAUCUCAUUGAUGUACAACACAGAGAGAGGAAAAUAUAUACUAAUGAAUCCUGAUCAAGUUAAUUAAAAGGGCAGGAGAGAGUUGGCUGUAAUUGCAUCGUGGAAACACAGGCAGAAAUUUAAAAAAAAUGUUCUGGAGGUGCUCCAGUGCCCUCUCAUGGACAUCUAGUGAUACUACAGGUCAGUAAGGUUUUACUGACACUGUAGCAGUAUAGUUUUAUCCACAUCCCUAAAAUACUCUUAAUUACCAUUUACCCCAAAUGCAGUUAAGGAGCUAUGUUUAGUGUCCAUUUUUUUAUUUUUUAUUUUUUAAUCUAAGCUACUAAAAUAUGAAGUAUUGUAAGGUGCUAUGUUGCUUUCAUAUUUGGCUUUUUAGCUUUUUUUCCCCCAAAAAAUAAGUUGUCCAAAGCAAAAGUUGUCCAAAAAUUUUCAUUUGUCGCUUAAUUGAUAAACUUUAAUUUAGUCUUUAAUUUAAUUAUUUUAUUCUUCUUGUUGUAUCUUUUCUUUCCUUUUAACUUUUGUUCUCAAAAAUAUUUUUUUUUCUCGAUUUUUUAUUUAUUUUUUUUAAAGUUCAAUUCAGUUUAUUGCAGCUUUAACGGAGUGUCUAACUUCCAAAUCCCUGUGAACUAGCUGUUAUUGUACAACAUUAUUUUCUUCUUUUAAAGUGGAAAAUUGCCUCCUAUGUCACUUGUAAAAGAUCGUGCUAAAGCAGCACUUCUGUAAAAAAUCUUCAUUAUUAGGUGUAAUAACUGGUGUAAUGCUGGCGCUGUAGUAUGAACUGAACUAACUGUGGAAGUUUUUUUUCUUCUUCAUUUUCUCAGAAUAAAAUCCAC